AUGUCAGAAACUCCAGCACGUCGGACGCGUGGUUCUACUCGAAUGAGCGCAACGCCCGCUGCGCCCUCGGUCGCUGGAAGUCGCAGGCCUCGUGCCAAAACGCCCAAAGCUCUUCCUGCUGUACCGACCGGCAAAUCGCAUGCCUACGGCGCAGCUGGAAAGGUGGAAUUGUCGACCCAACUCGAGGACCCCUCUGGCAGCGCUGGCGGGUUUGCUGCUCGCUUUCGUGCAGAUAGAGGUGCUGCCGUCAGCCGCGACAUUGGCGAUGCUGUUAUUCCCGAUACAUUACCUGCACCUUCUACAAACACAAUCAAGGCACCCACCAUUACCAGGCCAGCUAGCACUAGACCAAUCACUUCGAAGUCGUCCGUUGCCACUACCAGUAUCCGAUCAACCCAGAAAAUUACAACGCCUUAUUAUCUGCAACCACGGGCUCACGACAGUACUGACAAUGAUGACUUUGAGGAUGAAUACCAGCCGCCCGGCUUCGUACCUACUGGUGGCCCCUUGUUUCGUCGUGCGCCGUCUACAGGUGCUGGUAGCUUCACUGACUUGGACACGCAAUUCUCCUACGAAGCAUCGAUGCCUCCUUCUACUAGAUCUCGAAGAGUCGCAGAGAUACGACCUCCACCUACGACGCAGGAGAGAGAAGCUGCUCGACCUUGGAGAGUAUCUGUCUUCUUCGAGACGUUGCACCGUCGAUGGCAAGAUUUCGAAGUACCUUGGGACAAAUUCUCACCACAGAUUAGGAGAAUUUGUCUUGCCNNCUUGACAGCCUUCUUGCUUCUUUUUCUCUUUGAACCAGGUAGAUGGCUUAGUCUCUUGGAAAGAGGCUCACACGCAUGCUUUAGGGCCGGCGAAUACGCCAUGAGUCCGCUCUCAUAUCUUCAACGAAGAGCCUUUGGUUCUGGCGAAGAUGGUCUGUCGAGACGUAUGCAAACUCUAGAGCUUGACAUGCAAGGUAUGAGAAAUCAAGUACGAGGUCUAAAUACCGAAGGAAUCGAGCGCCUGCAAUCAAUCCUGCCCGAGCAAAUCAUGGUCCGCAAAAAUCCCGAGACUGGCGAACUGGAAUUNCCCCCUGGUUUCUGGCAAGCAAUGGACGCAAAACUGGAUCAACGCGACAAUGGAAACAUCUGGAACAAGUUUGUGCAAACCAACCAGAAGAAACUUGAACAACACGCUCAAGACAUUGUCGAAAAGACGCUAAGACAUCAAAAAAUCAUCAGCAAGGAAGACUUGGCUGCCGCUGUCAGCGAGAACCAUGCAGGAUUUCAAGAGAAUUUCUCUGCGCAGCUGCGUGCAUUCGAGACGUCAGUCCGCAAAUCUACAGAACUUGCUGCAAGAAGAACUGUCUCCGAUAUCAUCAAGCAACUGCCUGAUGGCAAAGGAUUUACACAGCUGCACAGCCUGGCUCUCGCAAAUAUAGCGCGUAACACGGAGCUGAGGCUUCGUAGCGUGAACUUCUUCUCCCACACGCUGGGAGCUACUGUGCAUCCCAAAUACACUUCGCCAACCCACCCUCGGCAACUCGGAGGUAUGUGGCAGUGGGUCAACAGGAACCUUUACGAUUACCAGGGACGAGGCCAUCCGUCGCCAUUUCGAGUUCUGACACCAUGGGAAGAGCCCUCGGACUGUUGGUGUGCUGCUGCAUCGAAUGACAAGGGGAAGGCUCAGAUUGGUGUUAUUAUACCCCGUGCCAUGAACCCAACUAGCAUCACCAUCGAGCACAUGCCCUCUACAGGUACUCUCGAUAUAGGAGCAGCACCUAGAGAGUUCGAAAUUUGGGUUAGAAGUCGAGCCAGCGCCGAAGCAUCCCGACCUUACAACUCUCAUUUGGGUUGUGGAGAAGCGCCCGAGUCUGGCCUCGUCUGUAUCGGCAAAGCAUCAUACGACAUUCACGCACUCAACCACGUUCAAAACUUUGACCUCGAGGAUGUCGACGGAGAAAUUGGUUUUGUCGACUUUGCUGUUAUCAGAGUCAUCAACAACUGGGGACAAGACUGGACAUGCAUCUAUCGUAUCCGACUGCAUGGUGAACCAGAGCCUGCUGAUGUCAAGAGCGGUGAUCUGGGCGAGCUCUGA
Molecule: messenger RNA, 2082 nt
Organism: Aureobasidium vineae
Lineage: Eukaryota; Fungi; Ascomycota; Dothideomycetes; Dothideales; Saccotheciaceae
Source: the annotation of a GenBank genome assembly